This is a messenger RNA of Danio rerio (zebrafish), 2131 nucleotides long. The record is from RefSeq and is a predicted model, not a curated record. NCBI's taxonomy places the organism in Eukaryota, Metazoa, Chordata, Actinopteri, Cypriniformes, Danionidae.
CAGUGUUUCAGUUAUAUCCACUAAUACAUCAAUGGAAACUUCCCCUGGUAUGCCUUUAACAACUGUCUCAGGUGGCAUGUCUACACCACCAAUUACAAAAUCAACAAGUUUUAUUUCUUCCACUAAUACCAGCACUUCAACAACCCCAUCCAAAACAUCUCCAACAUUCACAACAUCAAAAACAGGGACCUUUACUUCUAGCCCUGAAUGUAAUUGUCAUUGGUCAGAUUGGAAUGACUUUGGUGGCCUAACAACAGGUCCUGAUGGUGGUGAAAUAGUACCCAUUGAAACAAUAACUAAGACUUUUCAUGUAUGCUCAACACCAAAGGAACUACAAUGUCGUGCAAAACGCUAUCCUGGAGUUCCUGUUUCACAGCUAGGUCAGGUUAUAAAGUGUAAUACAAUAGAUGGACUAGUUUGCUUAAACAGACACCAAGGACUUACACAGCAAUGCUAUGAUUAUGAGGUUCGAUUAUUCUGUUGUGAUGAAAACUGUGGCAACAUUACAACACAGACCUCAAGUACUGAUCCAGCAACAAUGUCAACAAGUACAAAAGAAACAGUUCAAAGUUCAGCCUCUGGUCCAAGCAACCCAACGACUACACAAGCAAUUUCCAGAGCUACACCUUUACCUGCGUUUUCUACAGUCAUGUCUACACCAUUGACUGAAACAACAUCAGUUCAGAAUUACUCCAGCUUUACAAGCAUAUCUACAACUACAACAACAGAAAGGAUUUCAACACCAUCAACAAUUGAUUCACCAUCCUCAACAAUGAAAACAAGCACCCUUAUUUCUACAUCUGGAUGCAAUUGUCAUUGGUCAGAUUGGAGUGAUCAUGGUGGCUCAACAACAGGUCCUGAUGGUGGUGAAGUAAUUUCUAUUGAAACAAUAAUUGAAUCCAGUUCAAGCACAUGCUCAGCAAUUAAAGAAAUACAGUGUCGUGCAAAACGUUACCCUGGAGUUCCCCUUUCACAGCUCGGCCAGGAUGUGAAGUGCAAUACAAUAGAUGGACUAGUUUGCUUGAAUAAACACCAAGGACUUACACAGCAAUGCUAUGACUAUGACAUUAGGGUAUUGUGUUGUGAUGAAAACUGCGACAACAUAACUACACAGACUUUUAGUACAGCUCCAACAACAUUAUCAUCAACAAGCUUCAAUUUACCAUCAAGUCCAACAUCAACAGUUCAAAUAUCCUCCAGUGUUUCAGUCAUAUCCACCGAUACAUCCAUAAAAACUCCUACUAGUAUGCCUUUAACAACUGUCUCAGGUGACAAGUCUUCACCACCAACUACUACAUUUACAAGUCAUAUUUCUUCCACUAAUACCAGCACUUCAACAACCCCAUCCAAAACAUCUCCAACAUUCACAACAUUGAAAACAGGGACCUUUACUUCUAGCCCUGAAUGUAAUUGUCAUUGGUCAGAUUGGAAUGACUUUGGUGGCUUAACAACAGGUCCUGAUGGUGGUGAAAUAGUACCCAUUGAAAGGAUAACUGAGACUUUUUAUUUAUGCUCAACACCAAAGGAAGUACAAUGUCGUGCCAAACGCUAUCCUGGAGUUCCUCUUGCACAGCUAGGUCAGGUUAUAAAGUGUAAUACAAUAGAUGGACUAGUUUGCUUGAACAGACACCAAGGACUUACACAGCAAUGCUAUGAUUAUGAGAUUCGAUUAUUCUGUUGUGAUGAAAACUGCGACAACAUUACAACACAGACCUCAAGUACUGAUCCAGCAACAAUGUCAACAAGUACAAAACAAACAGUCCAAAGUUCAGCCUCUGGUCCAAGCAACCCAACGACUACACAAGCAAUGCCCACAGCUACAGCUUUACCUGCAUUGUCUACAGGCGUGACUACAACACUGACUGAAACAACAUCAGUCCAGAAUUACUCCAACUUUACAAGCAUAUCUACAACUCCAACAACAAAUACUUUUUCAAGCCCAUCAAAAAUUCAUUCGACACCCACAACAAUGAAAACAAGCACCCUUAUUUCCACAUCUGGAUUCUUCACCACCAACUACUACAUUAACAAGUCAUAUUUCUUCCACUUAUACCAGCACUUCAACAACCCCAUCCAAAACAUCUCCAACAUUCACAACAUCGAAAACAGGGACCUUUACUUCUAUUCCUGA